AUGAGGUUCGCUGCUUAUGCUGGGGCCUCGGUAGCUCUGGCGAGUGGUGUAUUUUUGAAAGCGCUUCAUCAGAGGGCGAAUUUCUAUUCUGCUUGCGUGUAUCUCUCUCAGAGCAGUGCCAAUCUCAUGAUCCUGACGAAUGUAUGCCUUCUGGCCGUUGGAUUUCUGCUCUUCUGGCUCCAACGUCUGCUUUAUGGCCCCCUCCGGCCCAUCGAAACAGAGCAACUUUAUGAGAAGGCGUGGUUUGCCGUGACGGAGACAUGUUUGGCCAUGACGAUAUUUCGGGGAGAACUAGGGGCCUGGUUCUUGGUUAUGUUUGUUUCUCUGCUUGUUGGAAAGGUCUGGGGGUGGAUUGGGGAAGGCCGUGUGGAGUUUCUCGAACAGCAGCCCCCCGCGAACCCUUUUCUGUUUCACAUCAGAUUGGCGGUCUCCUUAUUACUAUCUGUCUUAUUCAACAUGUUCAUGCUGAAAUAUUGCAUCGACACCGUUCUCGAGCAAGCGCGGCCGGACAUGAUGGUGAUGUUUGGUUUUGAAUUCGCCGUGCUGACAAUCCUCUCGUCUUCGACUGCCGCAAGGUAUUCCAUUUCGCUUGUAGAAAUCUACGUCAAUCACCAACAGUUGAAAACCCGCGUCGAGGAACGGCGCCAGGAGAUCAGGACUGCUCGCGAGCAGGCUGAAGCGGAGCACGCGGCAUCCGAAGAUCACACCACAACCCCGGAUUUACCGAAUGAGAAUGACAUCAAUGAGAUGGAACUUGACAUCGCCGGCUGGGAGGAAAAAGGACGCUGGGUUUUCUAUUUGGAUCUUCUCACCGAUUUCCUCAAACUUACCGUUUACCUGUCUUUCUUUUUUAUACUUUUUACUUUCUACGGUCUGCCCAUCCAUAUUCUUCGCGAUGUGGUGGUCACCAUACGAUCAUUUGGCCGGCGAAUUAUGGAUUUCGUGCGAUACCGAAACGCCACACGUGAUAUGAACGAGAGAUACCCAGACGCCACCGCUGAGGAAGUCGCAAGGGAAGAGGUGUGCAUCAUUUGCCGGGAGGAGAUGACUCACUGGCAACCUGGAGAUGGACCGGCUGCACGAGUUUCCGAGCGACUACGCCCCAAGAAACUCCCAUGUGGCCACAUUCUACAUUUCUCUUGCCUCCGAAGUUGGCUGGAAAGACAGCAGAAUUGCCCGACAUGUAGACGACCGGUCAUCGCGCCUCCUCGUACCCAAGGGGCAGCUGGGGUAAAUCCAGGCCAAGGGAACGGUGGUGCCGGCCAACGACAGAAUAUGCCACCCGGAAACCAACCCGUCGACCGAAACGGACCAGCGGAUGGUCUUCCAAGGGCUCGAAUUUACCAGUUCGGCCCGUUCAGAAUUGGCUUUGGCGCAGGAAGGGGAGAUCUUUUCAACAACCUCCAUCAACAGAUUCAUCAGGGUAACGCACCCUGGCAGCCUGCUAAUAACGCUAAUCCUGCUGGUGCCAGACAAAUUGGCUUUGGCUUUGGACUUGGACGACCUCCACAACCACCACCUGCUCCCGCCGCAACCCAAGGGGUACCGACGGCCACGUCAAGUGUGCCCAACCUGCAAAACCAGCUACUACAGAUGGAGCAGCAGAUCGUAAAUGAGAUCAAUAGCCUGCGCGUUACGGCUGAUCAGCUGAACCUGGUUAGGCUAUUGCAGACGGAGCUUCAGCGCCUUCGUACCCUGCAGUCCCAACCAACAGAUACCCAGAACAACAUUCCACAAAGCCCUUCUUUAUCCAUACCCCAUACAUCACCCGGCACCAUGCGCAAUCAAUUUGUUUCUGAUCCGGGUACACCGUCUAUUGGAUCCGGAGACCCCCGUCUUCCUGAGGGGUUGACUCUUCCCCAAGGCUGGACCCUGGUUCCUCUCCACUCCGCACAAGGAUCGAGUAGAUCGUUGAACGACAUUGUGGAUCCAACUUCACUGGAAUCCGCGCCUGCUGUACCGACGUCUGAUGACGUCUCCGGUUCACAAUUCCCGGCGGACGCUGAAAGCCAAGGACUGAGUGGUAGUAACGAUGCCGCGGCCUCAUCCACUCCCCGGCCUUCGGAGCCACCAAAUUGGAGAUCGGGAACCAACCCACUCACAACAGAUCCCAGCACUGAACCUCUCUCUCAGCACUGGACCGAUCUCAGUGCGGAGAGCGAAAUGGCGGGUAGUUUAGCUACUUCAAGUAACACACAAGCUGAGCCUCACAGGCUUGAGCACGGUGGGGAGUCACCGACUGAAGCCGAGACAUCAGAAUCACCGUCCAAGGGAAAGGCGCGAAUGGCUACAGUAGAAGACGUAGCAGAUGAUGAGACACGAUCAUGA
Messenger RNA from Aspergillus puulaauensis, 2328 nucleotides. RefSeq names its product E3 ubiquitin-protein ligase HRD1 (gene hrdA). Gene Ontology annotation, cellular component: cytoplasm. Gene Ontology annotation, molecular function: zinc ion binding. NCBI's taxonomy places the organism in Eukaryota, Fungi, Ascomycota, Eurotiomycetes, Eurotiales, Aspergillaceae. The record is from RefSeq and is a predicted model, not a curated record. Bases 1 to 2328 code for a protein of 775 amino acids. The transcript is spliced from 3 exons.